Bufo bufo (common toad) is the source of this 2723-nucleotide messenger RNA. It is a transcript of the gene LGI2, whose product is annotated as leucine rich repeat LGI family member 2. The record is from RefSeq and is a predicted model, not a curated record. Bases 55 to 1677 code for a protein of 540 amino acids. Gene Ontology annotation, molecular function: protein binding. Lineage: Eukaryota; Metazoa; Chordata; Amphibia; Anura; Bufonidae. The transcript has 8 exons. Gene Ontology annotation, biological process: inhibitory synapse assembly.
UCUGUCCUCACUAUUUCACAGUGCACACACAUACACCCAGCCUGGGGGGUCAGGAUGAUGGCGCCUAUUAUUAAGGAACCCCUGCUCGUUUUUAUGUUGCUUGGAUGUAUACAGAAUACUCUUCAACUUAAGAAACCAGUGAGAUGUCCGUCUACAUGCAGCUGCACCAAGGAAUCAGUAAUUUGUGUCGGUUCUUCUGGGAUCCCAAAGACUAUCUCCAGCGACAUCAGCUCCUUGAGUCUGGUCAAUGGGACGUUUUCUGAGCUGAAGGACAGAAUGUUUUCUCAUCUGCCCUCCCUACAGCUGCUCUUGCUGAAUUCUAACUCAUUUACUGUCAUUCGAGACGAUGCCUUUGCUGGUCUCUUUCACCUUGAAUACCUGUUUAUAGAAGGAAAUAAAAUAGAGACUAUUUUCAGACAUGCUUUCAGAGGCCUCCGUGACCUGACCCAUCUUUCCCUGGCCAAUAACCAUAUUAAGACUCUGCCAAGAGACAUCUUCAGUGAUUUGGAUUCUCUCAUUGAGCUAGAUUUGCGGGGCAAUAGGUUUGAGUGUGACUGUAAAGCUAAGUGGCUAUUCUCAUGGCUGAAGAUGACAAACUCCACUGUGUCCGAUGUGCUCUGUGCCGGGCCAUCUGAGUAUCAAGGGAAGAAGCUGAAUGAAAUAACAAGCUUUGAUACAGACUGCAUAACAACCGAUUUUGUCAUUCAUCAAAUUUUGACGUACGAGUCUGUGUCAGUCGAUACCUUUCAAUAUAAGAAUGAUGUCUUUGUGGCUAUAGCACAACCAAGCAUGGAAAACUGUAUGGUCUUGGAAUGGGAUCACAUUGAAAUGAACUUCAGAAGUUAUGACAACAUUACAGGCCAGUCCAUUGUUGGAUGCAAAGCCAUACUCAUUGAUGAUCAAGUCUUCAUGGUGGUAGCCCAACUGUUUGGUGGCUCUCACAUAUACAAGUAUGAUGAAACCUGGGCCAAGUUCACAAAGUUCCAAGACAUUGAGGUCUCACGUAUCUCUAAGCCAAAUGACAUUGAGCUGUUUCAGAUUGAAGGAGAAAACUUUUUUGCGAUUGCUGACAGCUCCAAGGCGGGUCUGACAACUGUGUAUAAGUGGAAUGGUAAAGGCUUCUACUCCUACCAAUCCCUUCAUGAAUGGUUCCGUGACACUGAUGCAGAAUUCAUCGAAAUUGACGAGAAGCCUCAUCUUAUAUUGUCCAGCCGAUCUCAAGUACCGCUCAUCUUACAGUGGAACAAAAGCACAAAGAAAUUCACCCCUCUGAGUGACAUCCCAAACAUGGAGGAUGUCCUAGCAGUCAAAAGCUUCAGAAUGAAAGAUGAGCUCUACAUUUCAUUGACCAGGUUUAUCGGAGACUCAAAAAUCAUGAAAUGGAGCAACAAGCAGUUUGUUGACAUCCAAGCUCUACCAUCUCGUGGAGCUAUGGCAUUGCAACCCUUUAUCUUUAAGGACAGAUAUUACCUGGCACUAGGGAGUGAUUAUACCUUUUCACAAAUAUACCAGUGGGAUCCUCAAAAGAAGAUUUUUGAAAAGUUCAAAGAGAUAUACAUACAAGCACCUCGUUCCUUUACCGCAGUGUCAACCGAUCGACGGGAUUUUAUUUUUGCCUCUAGUUUUAAAGGAAAUACACAGAUUUUUGAACAUGUCAUUGUUGACCUGAGCUUGUAAGAACACAGCUAGGGUGGACUGGAUAUCUCCUGAAGAAAUACAGGGAACUAUUUGCUGUACCAGGAGAUCGUGCAUUUAAGUAAUAUGUUCAAAUGCACAUUUUGAGUAAUUUGCAUGACCUUACUCAUUUAUCAAUUUUAAUAAUUGUCAACAUUUUUUGUAACAGAUACUGAACUCCUGGAACAUCUAUAACAAAAUGCUUUUUUCAAGGACGUCAAAUGAAUUUGUUUGUAUAUUUCAUAAAUCAUUAGCCUGGUAGAGUAGAGCUGUAAGGUCUAAUGUAAAUGAUAGUGCCUAAACAUCUGAAGCACCUAGGUUUGCCUGUCUAUUCUAAAUGGAAUAAAGGGAUUGUUUUAACGUCCGAAAUUUCAACUUAUAACAUUUUCUCCAUGUGAAAAUAUUUCUACAGUCAUAUUGUAUAUAUCUGAUAACAGCCAUAUUUUGUAUAUAGAUCCUGCACUAUUUUAACACAGUGACUAUUGUAACAUCAGGUGUACUAAACCUUUAAAUUCUCAACCUACAGUAUGUAGUUCUUGUUAUCCAUAUCAUAACUUAAAGAAUAUGUAUACGACUAUAAAGCAAGAGUUUUAAUCUUGCCUGUUUGUUUAGUACAAUGUGGAGAUGAACAUUAAAAUUUGCAUAACAAAAAACAGUCAACAUACGUAGUAAAAUGUUCACCUAUUUAUUUGUAGUCUUGAUACACAAUAUUAUAUAAAAUACACAAUUCACACUGCUAAUAAGCCUAUAUUUGUGUGUGGCCACUCAGCUUUCUUUUAACCCAAAGGUCCAAGAAAUAAGACUGUCCAGGGAAAUUAGGCCCAGUCAAGAUUUCAAAAUUGCCAAUACAAGCAUGUGGACAAGCAAAGAUGACCUUAUGACAAAAAUAUCAAAGUAACAAAAAAAAGACAUGCAACAUAUGGGAAACUGCAGUUCUAACCCUGCUAAGACAACAUAUAAGUGCAAAAUCACUUAGAACAGGUCCCCUUGGGUAAUAGUGGGGGAGGACUUUGAAAGUGCCAACUGCUGUUCUGAGCAUUAAAAAGCCA